AUGUCUACACCCGACCUAGGCCCGUUGGCAAUGAGUCAGACGAAAGAUGAUCUCGUCAAGCAUCUAAACAUUGAUGCGGAGACUUACACCUUGAUGGCGAAAGAGACAGAUACUGUCUAUAGGUGGCUUAUUUCGGAGAAAUCCCAUCUUAAGAAGAACUGCAAAGGAAAACCUCCGUACGAUUGGAGCGACAUUGUAGAGAGAUCGAAAGAUGAAGCCAUGAGAUUGAUAGUACAAAAUGGUACUAAUCAGACAGCAUACUACUGGAGCUUAGCCAAGCCAACUCCCGACUGCCCAAACUGGAUCGCAAGGUGGUUCUUAUACCACAAAUUCCGCUAUAGGGAUGGGAGGAACCGUAAUAUCAAAGCUGAUAGUAGGGAUGCCGCUCCUUAUAAUUCCACCGCUUCCUCGCACCAUCAUCAUAAUCACCGAACUUCGCACCAGUCAUACCAUACACAGUGUAGACAAGCGCACGAAGUCGAGGGACACUACAGUCACUCUUCGCACUAUCCAGGUGUAUCCAUAAAUGCAGCCAAGGAUAUGGCUAUUCUCCCACCGUCCGUGUACUAG
This is a messenger RNA of Sclerotinia sclerotiorum 1980 UF-70, 570 nucleotides long. RefSeq lists its product with no specific name. The transcript has 4 exons. The record is from RefSeq and is a predicted model, not a curated record. Bases 1 to 570 code for a protein of 189 amino acids. NCBI's taxonomy places the organism in Eukaryota, Fungi, Ascomycota, Leotiomycetes, Helotiales, Sclerotiniaceae.